AACACGCCAAUUUAAUAAACUCAUACAAUGACAGUGUAGAAGAUAUAAAUAUUAAAAAGGAAGAGAAAAGUUCAAGUGAACAUCCUUUCAUUCCUAUAAAAAAUAAGAUAGAUAAUGUUCAUACAAAAAAUAACAAUCAAUAUAAUUUACAUAAUAAUAAAUCUAAUAAAACACACCUUACUUAUGGAACACAUACUAGCUUUUUACAAAACUGCACCAUCAAUGAUUGUGUAGAUGUCGAUAAUAAAGAUUCUGAAAUUAAUAAUAUAACAAAAGAAAAAGAUGAUAAUAAUAAUGGAACUAAGCAAAUUGAAGAGAAAAAUAAAAUGAAUAAAAGCGAUAUACAUAGAGAAAAUGAAUUAAAUUUACAAAGUGGAAAAAAUGAGCAAGACAUAAAUAAAAAUGAGAAAGGAAAACAUGAUAUCUCUAAUUCCAAUGCAGAGAACAAAAAGGAUGUAAAAGAAGGAGUGAAAGAAUUAGAAGCAAAGAAAAAAGAAGAGAAAAUUUCAGAUGAUCAUAAAGUUGAGGAAAAAAAAAAAUUAGAUGAUCAUAAAGUUGAGGAAAAAAAAAAAUCAGAUGAUCAUAAAGUUGAGGAAAAAAAAAAAUCAGAUGAUCAUAAAAUAGAAGAAGUAAAAAAAGUGGAGGAACAUAAAGAAGACAAAGAAGAGGAUAAAAAAGAAAAGAAAUCAGAAAACAAAAAUAAAGAUGAAAAUAAAGAUGAAAAUGAUAAAGAUAAUGAUGAAAUAAGUGAUGAAGAUGAAGUUGAUGAUGAUGUUGAAGAAGAUAAAAAUGAUAAUGAUGAUAUUGAUGAUGAUAAAAAGGAAACAGAUAAAACUCAUUUGGAAGAAGAGGAAAAUAAAAUAAUUGAAAAGGAACUUAGUGAUAAGAAAAAGAAUGGUAAAAAUAAAGAUAUAGAGAAGGAAAAAAGUAAAGAUAUAGAGAAGGAAAAAAGUAAAGAUAUAGAGAAGGAAAAAAGUAAAGAUAUAGAGAAGGAAAAAGGUAAAGAUAUAGAGAAGGAAAAAGAAAAAGAAAAGGAUAAAGAUAUAGAGAAAGAAAAAAGCAAAGAUAUGGAAAAAUUAAAGAAUAAACAAAAUGAUGAAAAAAAGAAAGAGGAUAACGAAAAGAAAAAAAAUGAUAAACAAGAUAUACAUGAUGAUAAUGAUGAUGAAAAUGAUAUGGAAGAAAUAGAGGAAAAUGAUGACGAAGAAGAUGAGGAUGAAGACAUGGAAAACAAAAAAAAAAAAAAAAAAGGAAAAAAUGAAAAUGGAAAUGGAAAUGGAAAUGGAAAUGAAAAUGGAAA
Messenger RNA from Plasmodium reichenowi, 1300 nucleotides. Its product is annotated as rhoptry neck protein 6, putative. The transcript has a single exon. The annotation marks the transcript as partial. The record is from RefSeq and is a predicted model, not a curated record. Lineage: Eukaryota; Apicomplexa; Aconoidasida; Haemosporida; Plasmodiidae.